This is a messenger RNA of Lotus japonicus, 1869 nucleotides long. RefSeq names its product protein MAINTENANCE OF MERISTEMS-like. The record is from RefSeq and is a predicted model, not a curated record. The transcript has 3 exons. Lineage: Eukaryota; Viridiplantae; Streptophyta; Magnoliopsida; Fabales; Fabaceae. The coding region runs from base 7 to 1764 and encodes 585 amino acids. Gene Ontology annotation, biological process: meristem development; meristem maintenance.
UCCGGCAUGGGAGGAUCUGACGAGGAUAGUAUUCCUCCGCCUACUGUUGAUGCUGAUGUCCUGCCGCCAGAGCAGGGGGCACAGGGUGGCGAGGAGGACCUGAUCCAGAGGUUGCCGCCGUUUCCGGGGGGGCCUGUUGAGCUAUCGCUCCUCACCCAUUAUGCUGAUCACAAGGCUCCCUGGGCGUGGCAUGCACUCCUACGCACAGACGAGCGGUAUGUGGACCGUCGACAGUUGAAGGUGGCCACAGCUGGGGGGAAGGUUUGGAACCUUGCUUGUGAUGGUGAUUCAGACAGUCACAGGCGGGUUCGAGAGUUGAUUGAGCAGACGGGUCUUCAUCAGCUACCAUAUUGCAGCUACCCGGUGACAGAUGCAGGCCUUAUUUUGGCCCUUGUGGAGCGAUGGCAUGAGGAGACUAGUAGCUUCCACAUGCCGUUCGGGGAGAUGACUAUCACCUUGGACGACGUGUCGGCUCUUCUCCAUCUCCCCAUGGGGUCGAGGUUCUAUACGCCUGGGAGGGGGGAGAGGGACGAGUGUGCAGCGCUCUGUGCUCAGUUGAUGGGAGGAUCUGUUGGUAUUUAUGAGGCUGAGUUUGAUACGAAUAGGUCCCAGACUAUUCGCUUUGGGGUCUUGCAGACCCGGUAUGAGGCUGCGUUGGCGGAGCACCGAUAUGAGGACGCUGCACGGAUUUGGCUGGUGAACCAGCUAGGCGCCACGCUCUUUGCUAGCAAGAGCGGAGGCUACCAUACGACCGUCUACUGGAUAGGGAUGUUGGAGGAUCUUGGUCGAGUGUGCGAGUACGCGUGGGGCGCGAUUGCGCUCGCUACGCUAUACGACCAGCUUAGUCGAGCGUCCAGGAGGGGGACGGCCCAGAUGGGAGGUUUUAACUCGCUCCUGCUAGGAUGGGUCUACGAGUACCUUUCUGACCGCGUCAUUAUCCGUAGGGCGGAUCCGGAGUACUCGCAGGACCAGCCUAGGGCGCGGCGGUGGGCUAUGUCCCGGGUCGGGCAUGCAGGCCUUGAUGAGAGGCGAGUCAUGCUCGAUGAGCUGACGGUGGAUGACGUUAUAUGGACCCCAUUUGAGGACCAUCGGGCUCAUCGACCACGGGAUCCGAGGGCCAUGUAUUCUGGCUACAUCCGGUCGCCAUUUGGCCGUGUUGUUCGACGGCAUCUACCAGAGAGGGUUCUGCGCCAGUUUGGCUUCAUACAGGAUGUCCCUCGACACCCCUCUGAGAUCCAGACGUCUGGGUCCCUUGCUGAGACCGCAGAUGCUGCCUUUGCUGAGUUUGCGUCGCACCUCCGCCCUCAGGGGAUCCCCGCUACAUAUCCGGGAGAGGCUGUGGAGGAUUACAUGAGGUGGUACAGCGCUGUGUCCCAUCGGUUCAUCAUCCCUGAUGAUAGGAGGGAGGAGUUCAGUGCAGUGACUGUUAUGCGUCGGGCCGUGGACUUGUUGGAGCAGUCACUCGAGGUGUCAGAUGCUCCUGCAGAGGGCACGCAUUCCCGAUCCCUCACUGAGAGGGCGCUGGAUCUUAUUAGAUCCAAUGCCUUCAUUGGUACCCAGGGGGUAGCCUUUGCUGCUGUCCGAGGAGCUAGAGCUGCAGGAGGCAGAGGUCGUGGAGACAGAGCGCGUGGAGGCAGAGGCCGUGGAGGCAGAGCCCGUGGAGAGGGUGCUCCUGCAGAGGGUGCGCGUGGAGGCAGAGGCCGUGGAGGCAGAGCCCGUGGACCUAGAGGUCGUAGAGGGGCCGGUAGGGGUCGGGGCGAGUGAUUGACUAUAUAUUUGUAUAUUUUUUUUGUAUUUUUAUAUUAUGACAUGUGACUCUUUGUAUUAGGACUCUCUUUAUAUUAAUCAUGCUUUCUAUUUUCACUCAUU